AGGGCCAAGCCUCCGUGAGCUAUUGCCUGGACGGGGGCUAGCUGGGCGUAGUCGAGCUAGGCGAAGUGCUGCCUCCUCCUCUCCUUUUCCCCAACUAUCCUCUGUCCCUCGAUCCGAUCUCACGUCCCGGUCCCUCCCGGCAGCAGCAGCGCUUGGUGCGCGGCGGCGACUGGGCGUGGUCUUCAUCUGCGCGUCGCUGGCGAAGAUCAUCCACUAGUGAGCAGGAGGCACGGCGAGAAUUAUGGAUACUGUGAUCAACAGAGAUGAUAGCGAUUUCCAUGGAGGCGCCCUGACAUAUGGAGAUGCAAUGAACACUGGAGGAAGCAAUGUAGAAAUCCUCACUAGGGUCGAGCUUGAUCUUGCUUUUGCCUCUGAGAAAUUACUAAACUUGGAGAUGUUGGUCAUGGAAAUAGCUCGGCGAGCUACCGACUUCGAGCCUGCUACAUUCGAAGAUGAAUCUGUUUCUUCCGAGACAGCGGAGAAUGCUUUUGAGUUGGACAUCUUGUAUGGUAUUCUUGACGCAGAAGUCAAGGAGUUAACCAACUUGAUCAGUUCUCUUCAAGCUGAUAUCAAAAGUAUAGAGCAUAGGGUUUUUGAGGAAGAGUCCGGAGGCAAGGUCAAAGCUAAACUGGAUGCUGCUACGGUGACCUUGAAGCAGAUGCAAGAGCUAAUUGCUGAUAUUAGGAAUGAGUCUGCAAAGUUUGAGAAAGCCAUACAGUUUUUCCAUGAGACGGAAGGGGUUGAAGGUGUUGGAUGUGAAAAUGGCCACAUGUCAUAUCAAACUGGUAUGCAGACAGAAGAUCAACACAGAAAUGUUUUGCAUAUGUUGGAACAAUCCAUAGCAAGUGAGCUAGAUCUUGAAAAGAAGCUUUCUGAUUCAAAAACUGUCAUAGAAGAUCUCAAGCUGAAGCUCCAUCAUCAGGAAAAGGAAAUAUAUUUCCUGGAGGAAUCAGCUGAAACAGUUUCAGGUAGAAUGUUCGAAGCAGAAAAUGCUUCUGAGCUACUUUUUGGAACUUCAAAGGAACUUGCGAAUAGGCUUAAUACCAUGGAGUUCCAUUUAAGUGCGCAAAAAUGUAGGGAAGAUGAUCUAAAGUCAAAAUUAGAACAAAGCUUGACAAAACUAUCUGUUCUGGAAAAUAGCCCUGAUAAGAUGGAACAAGAGAGCAACAAAGUUGGAGCUGAUUCAAUAUCACUGCAGGAUAGGAUCCAGGAAUUAGAAAAACAGUUGAGAGAAUCCAAUUCACAACUGCAAUCUGCAAUGGAAUCAGCAGAAACAAGCCAGGAGGAGCAAAAUGCAUUGCACUCUGAGCUGAGCACAUUGGAAAAUACAAUUAAGAAUCUCAAAGAUGAUGUCUCUCGAGUCGAAUGUAGAGCACAGAAUGCUGAAAUAAGGUGUAUGCAGCUAACUCAAGCUAAUAUAGAGCUUAAUGGGGAGCUAAGUGCUCUUAAAAGCGAAAAGUCAGAUAAAGUAAACCUUUUGGAGAAGAGACUUAAAGAGUCAAAUACCCAAUUAGAGCAUGCAAAGGCAGCAGUUGAUGCCAUUGUUGAACAGCAGGGUAUGCUAAAAUCAACAAUGUCUGAUAUGGAACAUAUGAUUGAAGAUCUGAAGGGCAAAGUUUUAAAAGCUGAAACUAGAGCUGAGAGUGCUGAAUCAAAGUGCACACUUUUGACAGACACAAAUUUAGAACUUAGUGAAGAGCUAGCAUUUCUAAGAGGUCGAGUAGAAAGUCUAGAGAACUUGCUACGUGAAGCCAACCGUGCAAAGUUGUCUACUGCCAAGGACAUUGGUAUCAGAACUAAAAUCAUUACUGAUUUGGUCAGAAAACUGGCACUGGAAAGAGAACGGCUUCAUCUUCAGAUUGCUACAUUAACAAAGAAGAACAACAUAUUGGCCCAGAAGUACAAAGAGCAUGUUAAUGUUAGCGCGCAAGUGAGUAAAAAGGCUACUGCCAAACAAACUGAACUUCAGUCCCCUGAAAAAGCUGAGGAAAUAUUUCCAGAUUCUUCAUCAUCACAAACUGAGGCGGAGAAACCAGCAGAUCUUCUCUACAAGGAUGAAGUUAAGGCGCACACUUCAGCAGAGCAUGUCUCCACUUCGGAGGAUGACUACUCUUUGGAUGACACUCACGAGACAGUGCGAACCAUAGAGCCAUCACUACUGAACCGGAAAUAUAUUUUUGUGUCAUUUCUAGUCUUGUUGGCUGCUGCUGUUGUAUUCAUGCUCCACGAAGAUGGCAGCCCAGCAUGAUCGUCUGGUUUUGUGCUGACAGAACCUGUAGUGCGAAAUAAAUAGUUAGCUCCUUGGUGUACAAUUGUUUACAUGUCAUCUCUGCUCCCUUUUCGUUCGUCUUUGUACUUUGUAUCCGCUGAAUGUGCAAUUUUGUUUGUUGUAUAUGUAGAGUUGUGCUGGUGCCUUUCAUUUUUACUGCUUCAGUGGAGAGAAAAAAAAAGUUAGUGACGAGGUAUGUUUUGUAACUUACUGGCCUGGAAUUUACUCCUUGCCUAACAGAGAAUGUAUUAGUCAUUCUCCUACUGGAGUAAUUACUGCUGGUAGCCUGGCACUUCCGGAGUGUAAACACUGGAUCUAAAUUGUUUGAUUAUCUUCCGUGGGAACUAUAUUA
This is a messenger RNA of Panicum hallii, 2621 nucleotides long. Its product is annotated as WPP domain-interacting tail-anchored protein 1-like. Bases 242 to 2248 code for a protein of 668 amino acids. The record is from RefSeq and is a predicted model, not a curated record. The transcript has 5 exons. NCBI's taxonomy places the organism in Eukaryota, Viridiplantae, Streptophyta, Magnoliopsida, Poales, Poaceae.